Messenger RNA from Bombus pyrosoma, 737 nucleotides. RefSeq names its product histone H4. Bases 66 to 377 code for a protein of 103 amino acids. Gene Ontology annotation, molecular function: DNA binding; protein heterodimerization activity; structural constituent of chromatin. The record is from RefSeq and is a predicted model, not a curated record. Gene Ontology annotation, cellular component: nucleosome. NCBI's taxonomy places the organism in Eukaryota, Metazoa, Arthropoda, Insecta, Hymenoptera, Apidae. Gene Ontology annotation, biological process: nucleosome assembly. The transcript has a single exon.
UAAACGACAGUUCUGGGAUAUCUCUCAGAAGUAGCUGUUUCUUGUGUCCAAGAAAAGUUCUCAUCAUGACUGGCCGUGGAAAGGGAGGAAAGGGAUUGGGAAAAGGAGGAGCGAAGAGACACAGGAAGGUUCUUCGUGAUAAUAUCCAAGGCAUCACAAAGCCUGCCAUUCGUCGUCUAGCAAGACGUGGUGGCGUAAAACGAAUCUCGGGUUUGAUCUAUGAAGAAACCCGAGGUGUACUGAAGGUAUUCCUUGAGAACGUAAUUCGUGACGCUGUCACAUAUACUGAACAUGCAAAAAGGAAAACUGUGACCGCAAUGGACGUGGUUUACGCCCUGAAGCGUCAAGGAAGAACGCUCUACGGAUUCGGUGGUUAAAUUUCUACGGAUUCCGCCUACUCAGCUUCAUAUAAAACGGCUCUUAUAAGAGCCACAAAAUAUAUGCGGAUGAAUGACUCUCGGAAACUAUCAUUGCUAUUAUUUAAUGAUGAGUAGGAUGAAAUUUUUAAUUUUUACUUCCGUUUGCAUCAAAUGUUGAACGUUUUAAUAUCUGUUGAAAUUAUUUAAUAUUGUUUAAGAUCGUAAAAUGUACUUUAAUUUGGCUUUAUAGUUUUGUAUUUGUAUAAUUGUAGUGUUAGUAGUAGUUGUAUUGUAGCAGUAAUGUUUCUAACGUUAAAUAUGUGUAAUACAUGUAUAUGUAUAGUUCAAUGCAGAAUCAAAAUAAAACGCAAAAUCAUA